Messenger RNA from Rubroshorea leprosula, 1802 nucleotides. NCBI's taxonomy places the organism in Eukaryota, Viridiplantae, Streptophyta, Magnoliopsida, Malvales, Dipterocarpaceae. The record is from the annotation of a GenBank genome assembly.
AUCACUCGUUAUGGCAGAAGAAGGUAACAGAGAACAUGUUGCACUGGAUAUCCAUUUAAUAUCGAGGUACAAAACAAUGGUUUUAGGUGACUCUUUCAUCUCUACAAAUACCUGCAUCUUCAGAGUUCCAGACAGGAUCAAGAAGCAAAAUGCGCAGGCUUAUGAGCCCUACGUCUUUUCAAUUGGUCCUUGGCAUUUUGGCAAGCAACAUCUCAUGGAUGCACAAAAGUUCAAAAUAUACUUUUUUUCAAAGACUUGUUCAUCGUUUCCCAAAUCCAGAUUCAAUGGUUGAAGAGCUGGAACAAGUUAUCAAGGAUGUUCAAAGCCGCAAUUGUCAAUGUUAUGAGGAUUGGGCUGCCAUCAAUGUCACCAAAGAAGAAUUUGAGAAAAUUCUGAUGCUGGAUGGCUGCUUUAUCAUCGAGUUGCUUCGGAAGUCAGCUACUGAGGUACCUAUGCAGGAAGGAGAUUCGACACUUUUCUCUUCAAAUGUCAUGGUUAUAGCUGUUCUUCAUGACUUGCUUUUGCUAGAAAACCAAAUACCUUGGCUUGUGCUUGAACUCUUGUAUGACCGGACCAGUGGCAAUGGAAGCAAGCCUUUGGCUGAAAUUGCUACGGAAUUCUUCAUCAGGCAUUACUUGGGUUUGUCAUCAGAAGUGGGAAGUAGUAUUUUAGAAUUGUAUAAGCAUACAAUUCCUUCUGCCACUAGACUCAAAGAAUCAGGGGUCAAAUUCAAAAGAGUUGAAUCAAGAAGAAUCUUGGAUGUAAGAUUCAAGAAUGGUGUUUUAGAAAUUCUGACGUUAGCAAUUCACAAUACUUCAGAAGCCAUCUUUCGAAACCUUAUCAGCUUUGAGCAAUGUUGCCCUUUCUAUGCUCCUAGAGUGGCAUGCUACUCACGGCUCCUAGAUGGCCUUGCUGGGCCCAUGAACUCUGCACGCAGUCAUAGCACUUCAGGGAGACGAAGAUGGCAAGACGCUGUAGAUCUUACAUGUGAUGUUACCCCAGUAAUGGGCAUGGGCCAUACUCAAUCUAUUAGUCCACAAGGUUCUAUUCAUACAACAGCCUUAUCCCAUAAAGAGAGGCAGAAGGGAAGAGGUCCGAACAAACCAAAGAAGGCUGCAAGAAGACCAAAUGAGAGACCAUUUAUACAUCUUUGGCAUAAGGGUACAUUCUUGGAUGUUGAGGUCCCGAGAUUGAUUAUGACUCUGUGGAAGAGGCUAUACGAUGGUGACUACUUCACAUAUGAGUUGUUCCCAAAACACAAGAGGGUGCAACUAUGGGAGCUGUUUAAGGACACGUAUGUAGUUGAGUGCUCUGCUACACAUGGGUCUGAGUCAGCAUCAUGGCCACCACAGGACAAUAAAGCAUGGGCAGUUGCUGUUGGGGGAUGCCACAGCAAUUUCAUGCCCGGAAUUAGGUCGCAAGUAAACCUAGAGGAACUUAGGUUUACAUAUAGAAAAAGACCACUAACGGGGAAUUCAUACAUGAGCUUGAUGAUAUCAGAUCUAGCAGAAAAACAAGCAAGAGAUAGCAAGGCAAUGCAACAGAUGCGAGAAGAAAUAAGGCAAGUGAAGCAGCAAAGAGAAUCAAUGCAACGUAUGCUGGAAGAUAUGGGAGGAUGCAUGAUGCUCUAUUGCAGCAAUUCACUGCUUUUACUGCCUAUGGGAUGUGCCCCCCUAAUGCUACCCCAUCAUUGACUCAUGCUAGGCAAGCAUUUCGUGUAGUAGGGUCAUCAUUUCCUCCCACUGGCCCAUCUUUUAUGCAUGCAAUGCCAAUGCAACUCCCAAUAGAACCAGCAUUCCCCA